Messenger RNA from Eucalyptus grandis, 2855 nucleotides. Its product is annotated as inactive receptor-like serine/threonine-protein kinase At2g40270. The transcript has 11 exons. Lineage: Eukaryota; Viridiplantae; Streptophyta; Magnoliopsida; Myrtales; Myrtaceae. Gene Ontology annotation, molecular function: ATP binding; protein binding; protein kinase activity. The record is from RefSeq and is a predicted model, not a curated record. Bases 335 to 2617 code for a protein of 760 amino acids. Gene Ontology annotation, biological process: protein phosphorylation.
GAGGCACGUGGCUGUGGGCUGGUUAAAACGACACGCUUUGGGAACAACGCACAGACAUCCGCCUCAUUCCGGCGCAAGGAAAAAACAUUAAAAAGCCAGGUUUUUAAUGUUUUUCUAACUCUGUUUCGUUCUUGAUUUCUUACCAUGAAAAGUUCACCGACGUGGCGGCGGUGGUGGACGCGGUUUCUUCUCUUCCUCUCCAAAGCUUAGCUUGCACCUGCGGAGACUCUCCCCUCCCUUCUUCACUUUGAGCUCCUUCUCUUCACGUUCCUUUCCGGUCCGCAGGCACUCUCACGCCAGCCGAAGUUGGCUCGAGGGGGGACUACGAGGAAAGAUGGAUGGCGGGUCGAGAAUGAAUAGAGCCAAGCUCCGAGUCGCGGUGUUGAUGGCGGUUUUCUUAGUCUGCGUCGAAAAUCUGAGCUUCUGUUGGUCUCUCAACGGCGAAGGUGUAGCGUUAUUAAGAUUUCGCGAGGGAGUGGAGAGAGAUCCUUAUGGGGCUUUAUCGAAUUGGAAAGACGAUGUCGGAGUUGUGGAUCCCUGUUCGUGGUUGGGUGUGGAGUGCUCGGACGGACAAGUAGCGGUCCUGAACUUGAAAGAUCUUGGUCUUGAGGGAAUGCUAACUCCUGAACUGGGGAAGCUGACUCAUGUAAAAUCCAUUAUUCUACGCAAUAAUUCUUUCCGGGGAAACAUCCCUGGGGAGAUUGCAAAACUGAAGGAGCUGGAAGUGUUGGACUUGGGAUAUAACAAUUUUAGCGGCUCUUUUCCAUCUGAGCUUGGCAAUAAUCUGUCCCUCACAACCCUAUUACUUGACAACAAUGAGUUCAUGGGUUUUAUCUCUCCUGAAAUUGAUGAGCUGAAGACAAUCUCUGAAUCGCAGAUGCAUGAAAGGCAAGAAAGUAGUCUUGCCAUGGGAGCGGACUCUAAUAGCAUGACUAUUAUCCGGAAUGGUGUUCAUCCUCAAACUGCAACUUACAGGAGGCAGAUACUGGCAACAGAGGCCUCGAAACCAUCCAAAAACAGUGGGGACAAACCUAAUAAGAAGAGUUUUGAAGCAUCGCCAUCUCCUGCUCCGAUACCUUCUUCACAUGGUCUCAAGUCACCUUCACCAUCACCUUCACCAAAUUCACAUCCACGAGCACACUCAAGGGGUCCAUUUUUCUCACCAAAAUCAUCAGUUGCUCCAUCACCCUCCCCGUUGGAGCCUAUUCCCCCUUCCCCAUCAGAAUCUCCUCGGAGCAUCUCUCUGACUCCUUCACCCUCACCAAUUGUUACACCCGUUCAUGCACCGACAUUACCAAAGCAUCCCAUUGUUGCACCCCCAAACAACUGGAUCACAGCGCCUUCUCCUAUUUCAACUUUUGGUCUAAAUCCUAGUACUCACUCCAACAGGAAGCAUCAAAUGGUUAUCAUCACUACGGCAGUAAUUGCAGGGUCAGUAGUAAUCUUAAUAUCAGCUGCUGCCAUGUUCUUCUUCCGACGCAAUAAGGUGGUCACAGUGAAACCUUGGGCCACAGGGUUGAGUGGGCAACUGCAGAAAGCUUUUGUAACAGGGUCAAAUUUUGGAUUCCAUAAUCUACGUCAUAGGAAAAGUGAAGGGGAACUCCCACCCUCCUUUACUGUGUGGCACAUAUACAGAACAAACUUCAUCUUCCAGUCCUUCCACUCAGGGGUGCCCAAACUACAGCGGUCCGAACUUGAAGCAGCUUGUGAGGAUUUCAGUAAUAUAAUUGGCACUCUAUCAGAUGGCACGGCUUACAAAGGGACAUUGUCUAGUGGAGUCGAAAUCGCUGUGACCUCAAGUGCGGCUGCAUCUCCUGAUAACUGGUCAAAAGACUUGGAAGCCCAGUUCAGAAAGAAGAUAGACACAUUAUCAAAGGUGAACCACAAGAACUUUGUGAACCUUAUUGGCUUUUGUGAGGAAGAGAAACCUUUCACGAGAAUGUUGGUUUUUGAGUAUGCGCCAAACGGAACCCUCUCUGAGCAUCUGCACAUCAAAGAAUCGGAGCACUUGGACUGGGGAAUGAGAUUACGGAUAAUAAUGGGCAUAUCUUACUGCCUCGAGUACAUGCAUGAGUUGACACCGCCAAUAGCACAUGGGAAUCUGCAGUCUUCAUCCGUGUUCCUGACCGAGGACUAUGCAGCUAAAUUAUCAGAUUUCAGUUUCUGCAAUGACUCAGUAGCCACAAAAAUUGGAUCAGCUGCUGUCGAAUUCUUGGAAACACCGACAGUCGAUCCAGAGAGUAAUGUGUACAACUUAGGUGUCAUUAUAUUCGAAAUAAUAACCGGCAGGAUCCCGUACUCGAUGGAUAACGGUUUUCUAGUCGACUGGACAACUAAGUAUCUUAGAGGGGAGAUGCCCAUAAAGGAUAUGGUGGAUCCAACUUUGAAAUCUUUUAAAGAAGAUGUGCUCCAGAAAUUGGUUGCAGUGAUGAGAGAAUGUCUCAAUCCUAAUCCUCACGAGCGACCAAGAAUGAGAGAGGUCAUGACCAAGUUGAAAGAGAUCACAACAAUGGAACCUGAUGUAGUUUCCCCAAAAUUAUCUCCCCUUUGGUGGGCAGAACUUGAAAUUAUGUCAACAGCAUCAAGCGAAGAGGUGAAGUCCGAACCUCGGGGGUAGAUUAUAAGACAUGCUGAAGGUCUUCGAUCUUUUACCUGGUUUCUCUGUUGGGCAUCGGAAGCAGCUUGUGCAGAGUAUACACUAAGCUUUUUUUUAGAGGUUUGCGGUUCUUGUAGAUAAAUGAAAAUGAAUAUGGGAAUCGCUCUGGUUUGCUUUACUUUCUGCAAUGCAAAACCCGAUUGUUACGUCACGCAUGAGAUCAUGCCAAUAAAAUCACCAUAGAUUGUUUUCUUAUAUU